GGCAUGGGGCUGGGGAUGGGGACUGCGGCGGCCGGGGAAGGGGCGCGCAGCCCGAGCCCCGCCGCCGUGUCGCUGGGCCUGGGCGUGGCGGUGGUGUCCAGCCUGGUGAACGGGUCCACGUUCGUGCUGCAGAAGAAGGGCAUCGUGCGUGCCAAGCGGCGGGGCACCUCGUACCUCACUGAUAUUGUGUGGUGGGCAGGCACAAUCGCAAUGGCUGUGGGCCAGAUCGGCAACUUCCUGGCAUAUACGGCUGUCCCCACGGUGCUGGUGACGCCCCUUGGUGCCCUUGGAGUGCCAUUUGGCUCUAUUUUAGCCUCUUAUCUUCUGAAGGAGAAGCUCAACAUCUUGGGCAAGUUGGGGUGUCUGCUGAGCUGCGCGGGCUCUGUCGUGCUGAUCAUCCACUCCCCGAAAGCUGAGAGCGUGACCACACAAGCAGAGCUGGAGGAGAAGCUGACCAAUCCGGUGUUUGUGGGGUACCUGUGCAUCGUCCUCCUCAUGCUGCUCCUGCUCAUCUUCUGGAUCGCCCCGGCGCACGGGCCCACCAAUAUCAUGGUGUACAUCAGCAUUUGCUCCCUGCUGGGCAGCUUCACCGUGCCUUCCACCAAGGGCAUCGGCCUGGCGGCCCAAGACCUGCUGCACAACAACCCGUCCAGCCAGCGCGCUCUGUGCCUGUGCCUGGUGCUCCUGGCCGUGCUGGGCUGCAGCAUCAUCAUCCAGUUCCGCUACAUCAACAAGGCCCUCGAGUGCUUCGACUCGUCUGUGUUCGGCGCCAUCUACUACGUGGUGUUCACCACGCUGGUCCUGCUGGCCUCGGCCAUCCUCUUCCGCGAGUGGAGCAACGUGGGCCUGGUGGACUUCCUGGGCAUGGCCUGCGGGUUCACCACCGUCUCGGUGGGCAUCGUCCUCAUCCAGGUGUUCAAGGAAUUCAACUUUCACCUCGGUGAGAUGAACAAGUCGAACAUGAAAACAGACUAGGCGUGCGGAGCCAGGCCGGGUGGGCCGGGGGAAAGCAGGAGGUGCAAGUGGUCGUGUAGUCUUCCAUUCAUGUGAGGUGCAAGAGACCGAAAAGGUCUUAGCCUGGCCUAUGGGAGCUGUGGGGGGGAACAUCUGGGCACCUCCUUUCUUCCUUGAGUCUCUGAGGGAGGGAGCGAAGAAGGUUCUGGUGUGUUUAGGUGGAAGUUCUCAAAAAUUCCCUUCCCUUUCGACGCAUUUGAGCAUUGAAAUGGAGAACAGAAAUGGGGUUUUUGUUCUGGUUGACUCUUAUGGGGUGGAGGGUAGGGGAAAUCAAAGGAUCAGAGGCUCCUCAGCUGAUGGCCUUUGGGAAGGGGAGAAAGGGUCGUCUGGACAUCCGAGGCCACGCUGCCCGUGUGUCUUGGUUGUGUUAUUUCGCUUGAUGCAUGAUCGCAUCCGGGUGCAACAUCUAAUACCGAGGUCACGUCCACGCCAUUGUUUUUAAACCCUUCUUCCGAGCUCUUCCAUACACUGUCCCCCAGCUCUGAGGCAUUUUAUUUUUCAAAUUGUAAGCAUAUCGAGAGGGGUGAAGGGAAUUGGAGGGGACCUUCCGUUUUGCAGAACAACUGUUCGAUAGCUCAAAUCAAUUUCAGUGCCUUUAUCACUUGGAACUAUUCACUUCUUUCAAUGAUUACCAUGUGUGUUUGGUCACUUAGAUUAAUGCAGCUUCCCUCAGCGAUAACUUUAGUACUUCACUCUUAGAAGGAGAGAGCCGUGAGAAAUGAUCCAUUCACACUUGUGGCAUGUGUAUAGUCCCACUGAAAACCAUUAUUUCUGAAGCAUGAGGUAAUAUUUUU
This is a messenger RNA of Suncus etruscus (white-toothed pygmy shrew), 1808 nucleotides long. RefSeq names its product NIPA magnesium transporter 1 (gene NIPA1). The record is from RefSeq and is a predicted model, not a curated record. Bases 4 to 975 code for a protein of 323 amino acids. Gene Ontology annotation, molecular function: magnesium ion transmembrane transporter activity. Lineage: Eukaryota; Metazoa; Chordata; Mammalia; Eulipotyphla; Soricidae. The transcript is spliced from 5 exons. Gene Ontology annotation, cellular component: membrane. Gene Ontology annotation, biological process: magnesium ion transport.